ACUCCAAAGCCCGGGCUCUUUCCACUGAGCCACGCUGCUUCCCCAGCAUCCUAUAAGACACUCUUGCAAUCAGACUGGGGAAGAGGAAAGCGGGGAUUUAGUUAGGGAAGGCUUCUUGGAGGAGAUGGGCCUUCAGCAAGGCUUUGAAGGAGGGAGAGUGAUGGUCAGAUAUGAGGAGGGAGGAUGUUCCACGCAAGAGGUCGGAUGGCGAAGACAAGACUGAGUUACGGGAGCAGGCCCAACUGAAGGCCGGCGUUGUGGACCGGGACACCGAGGCCUGGCAGGGGGAACCGGACUUCUCGGGCCUGCUUCGGGUCGGAGGGGUGGACCUGUCCUUCGUCAAGGGCGACGGCGUCAGCGCCUGUGCAUCCCUGGUGGUCCUCAGCUACCCGGAACUGGAGGUGGUGUACGAGGAAUGCCGCAUGGUCCGCCUGACCGCGCCCUACGUGUCCGGCUUCCUGGCCUUCCGAGAGGCCCCCUUCCUGGCGGAUGCCGUGCAGAGGCUGCGGGAGGAGGAGCCGAGCCUCACGCCUCAGGUCCUCUUCGUCGAUGGGAACGGGCUGCUACAUCACCGAGGAUUUGGGGUGGCCUGCCAUCUUGGCGUCCUCACGGGCCUUCCCUGCGUGGGGGUGGCCAAGAAGCUCCUGCAGGUGGAUGGGCUGGAAAAUGACGAGCUGCACAAGGAGAAGAUCCGAGAGCUGAGGAUGGGGGGAGACACGUUCCCUCUGCUUGGAGACUCCGGGAUGGUCCUGGGCAUGGCCCUGAAGAGCCACGAGCGGAGCACCAACCCCGUGUACGUAUCCGUGGGCCACAAGACCAGCCUGGACACAGCCGUGCGCCUGACGCAGGCCUGCUGUCGCUACCGCGUCCCGGAGCCCAUCCGCCAGGCGGACAUCCGCUCUCGAGAAUACAUCCGCAAGACCCUCGGAGCGCCCAGUCCACAGCCCGGAGGGUGUGACAGGAGUCGAGGGGAGGCGGAGAGCGGAGAUCAGCCCGGCACUGACCCCCAAGAAUGGCCCUGACAACCCCCAGCCCAAUCCUGGGGACUCGCAGAGAGAGAGAGAGCCGGGUGAAUCGGGAGAGGGCUCUGCUCUCGGCCCGGCCCCCACACGGCCGAUCCCGGACACCGGGACGCUUGGGGGACUCCCUCUUCUCCAGUGGGGCCGGGUGAAGUAGGAUGGCAGGAACGCCGGUCGCCCCAAGAAGGUCCGACGGCGACGCCGACAGCCCCCCGCAGAGGUGAAACCGGGGGUGCCGACUGCAGCCGGUGCGGCCCAUCGCUCCCAGAAGCCUCUGCGAACAGGCCGGACGCACGGCCCCCGGAGCGGGCUCGGCCUCAACUCGUGGCCACAGCCCUGGGCCCAGGGCAGACCCCGGCCACCGCUCACCAUCCACCCUGAGGCAGCCCACGGAUGAACACGAGGGUCACCCCGGCUCUGGCCGGGAAAUCCCUGCCAGCCCCGGCUAUAACCAGGGCUCCCGGCUCUUUGGCUUUUUCACUUGACCAGAAAAUGGCAAGAAAAUACCUCAGGCCUUUCCGAAACCUCGGCCUGUUUUUCACUCCCCGGUCCUGGGCUGGUCCGUGCCCUCUGGCCAGGCCCCGCGGCCGUCUCCCUGCCCUGGCCGGCUUCUCGCUCUGCCCGGCCUGGCUCCCUCCGGAGCU
Messenger RNA from Tachyglossus aculeatus (Australian echidna), 1663 nucleotides. RefSeq names its product endonuclease V (gene ENDOV). Gene Ontology annotation, molecular function: RNA endonuclease activity producing 5'-phosphomonoesters, hydrolytic mechanism; single-stranded RNA binding. The record is from RefSeq and is a predicted model, not a curated record. Lineage: Eukaryota; Metazoa; Chordata; Mammalia; Monotremata; Tachyglossidae. Gene Ontology annotation, cellular component: nucleolus; cytoplasm. Gene Ontology annotation, biological process: DNA repair. The coding region runs from base 171 to 1022 and encodes 283 amino acids. The transcript is spliced from 9 exons.